AUGGCGGUGAAAAAUAACCAGCAGAUCGAGCGUGUAGACCGCGCAGAGAUCCAGCUGGUGAGAAUUCAGAACUAUGUUCUCGAAUUCACCGUGUACAACUACAUGCAGGAAAAAAUCGCAGUACGAUCCAUUCUACCGCUCCGCCAGACUGUCGUCACAUCUAGGCGGACAUGCGGCCGCCUGGGAUCUUUGAAGCCGCCACCACGACGUGCGGACCAACCCAAGACAACCCCACUUGUCCCUAAAGGACCUCCGCUCUAUGUUACGAGAGCAUCGAAGAAGGCACUCUACAGGCAUGAGACUGUGGACGCAAAUAAGACAAAAGACGUCGAACAUGUGCCUGGCGCGAUCAGCACACUGCUGGAGCCGGUGGAAGAGUACCUUCGUCUCGAGCGACCAGGUAUGGCUCUCAGACGAUUUCAUGCCGACCUUGAUAGGUCUUCUGUCGAAAGUUCCACUCGAUUCUCCGCGUAUGAAAGCGCAAUCGGGCUGUUUUUGCGGUACAGGCAACCGCUUGAGGCUGCGAUGAUACUCGGACGCAUGUCGUUAGCUGGAUACAUUCCCUCGGUAUCCGCGCGUACACAGAUGGCGGUUAUGCAUUUUUUGAUGCGGUCCUCCGAUGCGAAUCUGUUAAUGCAAGAACUGCAUCAGUACUUCUCGAACAAGUCCUUCAAACAAUAUUGUCUCCGAGAUCUACUGCAUCUUAUGGACCAUAUCGCGGAGUGUCAUCCCGAGACGAUGGAAAAAAUUGUGAAGCUCUUCCUGGAGAUCAAAGGCCCCCACGAAGUGCUCUCAGAAAAAUCGCGGAAUCUUCUCGUACUCAUGUACACAAAGGCAGGAUCCGCGGAGUCCGCCUUGCGGUGGAUUUCCGAACCGAAGCCCUCACCAUCAGAAUCUACACCAACCCCGGUCACUCGGCAAACCUCAGACAAGCAGGCACACCCUCCGCACCUGUACACAACGCUUUUCAGGAACCUGGCCUCGAAUCAAGACGAAGAUGGUACCACCUAUCGCCGGAUCUUCCAAGAAGCCCAGGAGCAGGGCAUCGUCCCAGACCUUCCCUUUUGCAAUGCCCUCAUAGCAGUGCAGGUCGAUCGCCGGCGCUACGACCAGGCCUUCCUCAUCUACCGCCUUCUUUUUGACGAGCGCACGCAAACAAGCACACCUGACGCGUUCACAUAUGUACCACUGUUCCGCGCUGUCUGCAACCUUCACCGGCCGCACAAUGCACACACCCGCGGCUAUCGGCGUCCGCUUGAUGUUCCAUCUCCUCGCCGGCUCUUCCGCGACAUGCUUGAGUGUCACUUACUGAGAAAUGGCUUGCCUCAGAAGUGGCUGCCAUCUCCGGUGUUGAACGGUUCUGUGCUGCGCCAUGCUCUCCGGAUGUUUAUGAGUAUGGAGGAUUACGCGGCCGCUCUCGUCAUCUUGCGAUCGUUUGUUCUCUUCGAUGAAGACAUUACUCUGAAGGUGUAUCGCAUAAUACUUUACCGCCUGAUGCAUCGGGUCAACUCGGAACUGGUUAGAAUGCCUAAGGUGCCGGAGCCACAUCGCCUGUGGACGUAUCGCUUCUUAGGCUUAGCCUCUCGUCCGGACUUCGCGCCCAAGCGUGUCGAUUUCCACCUCUUCGAUGAGGUUCUGCGCCUCGGUACGGAGCCGCGCAUCAAUUUGGACUACAUUCCUCCCCCCAUUUGUGCAAUAAGAAGCACUUUAUCUGGUGGUGCAGUCGGCCCGCUCGCGCCCGCCGACGCAGCUAUCCAGCUGAGCCAACAGCAUGGGAUGCCUCCUGGACUUCUGAUCGCAGGUUUAAUGGAAGACAACACGCAUCCUAACACGCGCUACAGUGUUACACCUCUUCAGCGGAUCUUGAGGCGGGCGGUACUGGCACAACGGAUGCAUUUGUUCUGGGAUCCGGCGGUGCAGGUCUCGCAUGACGUCGCACAAGCAAAGGCCGAGGUGCUCGGGGGAGUAAUGAAGGAGCGAUAG
Molecule: messenger RNA, 1983 nt
Organism: Laetiporus sulphureus 93-53
Lineage: Eukaryota; Fungi; Basidiomycota; Agaricomycetes; Polyporales; Laetiporaceae
Exons: 2
Coding region: 1-1983 (660 amino acids)
Molecular function (GO): protein binding
Source: RefSeq, a predicted model, not a curated record